Molecule: messenger RNA, 870 nt
Organism: Penicillium argentinense
Lineage: Eukaryota; Fungi; Ascomycota; Eurotiomycetes; Eurotiales; Aspergillaceae
Product: protein-transporting protein BCP1
Exons: 3
Coding region: 1-870 (289 amino acids)
Cellular component (GO): nucleus
Source: RefSeq, a predicted model, not a curated record
AUGGGAAAGCGCAAGCAAGAUCUCGGCGAUGUGCCCAUGGGCGGCGCCAAUGCCCAGGGCGAGGACGACUCAGACGACUCUACAAAGGACGUUGACAUGGUCAAUGUCGACUUCGAAUGGUUUGACCCGCAGCCCGCCGUCGAUUUCCACGGUCUCAAGAACCUGCUCCGACAAUUGUUCGACAUUGACGCCCAGAUCUUCGACCUGUCCGCACUGGCCGACUUGAUUUUGUCGCAGCCCACGUUGGGCUCGACGGUUAAGACGGAUGGAAACGAGUCGGACCCGUAUGCUUUCUUGUCGGUUAUCAACCUGCAGGAGCACAAGGACAAACCCGUGAUCAAGGACCUGAUUCAAUACAUGAAGACCAAAUCCGCCGCCAACCCCUCUCUCGCCCUCCUCAAGGACCUUCUGUCCCAGCAACCCGUGCCGCCUAUUGGCCUGAUUCUGACCGAGCGUGUGAUCAACAUGCCUGGUCAAAUUGUCCCGCCGAUGUAUAACAUGCUUCUGGAAGAGAUGGCCUGGGCCAUCCAGGACAAGGAGCCUUACAGCUUCACCCACUACCUGAUUAUUUCGAAGGGAUACGAAGAGGUGGAGUCGAAGCUCGAUAUGGAGGAGUCGCGGCCGCAGAAGAAGUCAAAGAAGGGCGCCCUCGAGACCCAGCGGUACUUUUUCCACCCCGAGGAUGAGGUUCUGCAGCGUCAUGCUCUGUGCUCUGGAACCCUUGAGUACACGCACGAGCAUGACGAAGGCCAUUCCGAUUCCAAGCGGGCCUUCCAGGAACAUGGUAUUAAGACCAACGGUAGCUUGAUCCUUAUCGACGGGCCUAAAUUCGAGACCGCCGUCAAGGCCGUGGGCGAGUACUUGUCCUAA